This is a messenger RNA of Andrographis paniculata, 1539 nucleotides long. Its product is annotated as F-box protein At4g00755-like. The record is from RefSeq and is a predicted model, not a curated record. Gene Ontology annotation, molecular function: protein binding. Bases 1 to 1449 code for a protein of 482 amino acids. The transcript is spliced from 8 exons. NCBI's taxonomy places the organism in Eukaryota, Viridiplantae, Streptophyta, Magnoliopsida, Lamiales, Acanthaceae.
AUGGCUUGCUGGUUUCGCCUGCUUAGGAAGGAUGCUUGGGUUCAAGUUCAGACAGUAGGAAGCCAAAGUCGAAUGCAAGUAAGAGAGAGCUUGCUAAGACUAAUCAAAUCAAACAAGAAGAACCAAGGGCGACCAAAAAUCUGCAAGAAAUUAAGCUACAAAGCAAAGAUCAACAUCCAAAUAUCCAAAUUGCUUUUCUCGUUCGACGGUCGGAACUCUCUCUCUCCCACUUCUUCUCUUGCAGGUAGAGACUUUCUCGAUUAUCUACCAGUGGAGAUCAUUAUUAGAAUCCUUAUGCUAUUAAUUGAUCCCGUUGACAUGAUCCGAAUGUCAGCCGUUAGUCGUAUCUGGUACCAUUUUGUUGUCCAAAAUGGCAUUGCAAAAACAGCUUGUCUAAGGAGAGCUCCAAUGCUCAAGAAUACAAGCUACUGCGACGCAAUUAUGAACCAGAGGAAGAAGCACCAUCUUCCAAGAUUCAAUGAUCUUUGGAAGGAACAGAAACUGUACUCAAGCCUCCUUGCUAUUCUGUCAAAAGCAAGUAUGAUUAAUCCAAAGGAUUGCAUUGGGUUUAUCAUCGGAGCUUCUUCUACAAGCCAUUAUAUAGGAAAGAGCAUCAUUCAUGCACUCCUUCCAAAUAAAAUGUAUUGGUCGAGCAAAAGGCACAGCGACGCUAAUGUGUCUGAGACCAUACUUCUCAAACUCAAUGGCGGAGUUUGCAUUGUAUCAGAGAUUCAAAUCCAACCUUCUCGUGGGCAUUAUGGUAAUAGACAAUAUAUAUUCUCCGCUAUGUCAGCCCAAUUCAGCAUGGGGCAUAGUACGUUGCCAAGAUAUCAAACACACCAGGACAUUAACUUUCCGGGGGAUAUAAAGGAUGACCACUUCGUCUGGGGUUAUACAUCGCCUCAAUUCCCCAUGAAACAGAGUAUCCUCAAGCAAACAUUUACACUGCCUGAACCAGUUCUAUGUGUUGGAGGGAUUCGGAAGAUCGAACUCUUGGGGAUGGUGCUAAGAGACCCAAGGAAUAACUUAUACUAUCAUUGCCUGCAUCGGGUGAGCAUCCGCGGGCAGUCCCUCGAACCGGCCUUCGACAUAAAGACAGUUGAAAGGGGCAGACUACUACUUAGGCACCAACCUUCAGCAGUUAUUGAUGUUUUGAGGCAGAUUCCCCUUCCCUCCACGGCUGUCCUCAGCCAAAUGGCCGUAGCGCAAACUGUGGAAUUUAUGUUUAACCUUCUUUUUCCUUUUUUAAACUUGGACCGAAAUAUAGCCUUGGCUCCAGCCCGAAGAUACGCCAAUAAUCUCCUGGGCUAUAGACCGAAUGAAGGCCGAAAUGGUAGGGAAGACGCAGAGGCCUCGAGCCCAGGAGUGCCAGACUUCAAAGCAUACAAUAGUCCUAAAUAUGGAUGGCAUCAUUUGCUUAUGCAUUUUAAUAUAUCAUAUUGUAUUUAAUUUGAGUAAUACAUACUAAUUAUGUAUCAUUUAAUUGGUCUCACUUUAUUGGUUUUUAUAUAAAUUUUAUUUUAAAAUGAAGUAAUAAAA